Neltuma alba is the source of this 1248-nucleotide messenger RNA. RefSeq names its product type IV inositol polyphosphate 5-phosphatase 11-like. The transcript has 8 exons. NCBI's taxonomy places the organism in Eukaryota, Viridiplantae, Streptophyta, Magnoliopsida, Fabales, Fabaceae. Gene Ontology annotation, molecular function: phosphatidylinositol-3,4,5-trisphosphate 5-phosphatase activity; phosphatidylinositol-3,5-bisphosphate 5-phosphatase activity; phosphatidylinositol-4,5-bisphosphate 5-phosphatase activity. The coding region runs from base 58 to 1086 and encodes 342 amino acids. Gene Ontology annotation, biological process: response to abscisic acid; phosphatidylinositol dephosphorylation; response to jasmonic acid. The record is from RefSeq and is a predicted model, not a curated record. Gene Ontology annotation, cellular component: plasma membrane.
GAUCAGCAGAGUUUCGUUUGCCACGUAUAUACUUAAUAAUCGCAAUCAACUUGCAGAAUGGGGAAUCAACCUGCUAAAGGAUUUUGCGGACUGAAAACGAGGACGAGGAGAAAGCCAAUGGGUUUCAUUCAUCACCAAGCUUCCCCCUCGCACGUGGGGAUAAGAACGGUGGACGUGAACAGAGUUUCUAACUCGUCCACCGCUUCAGAUCUCUGCAUCUCCAUAGUGACUUGGAAUAUGAACGGCCAGGUCAACUUCGAGGAUCUAGCAGAGAUGGUGGGGGACAUCUGCGAGUUUGAUCUUCUAGUCAUUGGCUUGCAGGAGGCUCCACGGAAAAAAGUUGCAAAACUGCUGAAAGCAGCUCUGGUUGACACUCACAUCCUGAUAGGCAAAGUUAUCAUGCAGUCUUUGCAGUUGUACCUCUUCGGGCCCAAGAAUGCUGGAUCAUUGAUUAGAGAAUUGAAGGUGGACAAGCAAUCAGUUGGAGGCUGCGGAGGAAUAAUCGGAAGGAAGAAAGGGGCCGUGGCAAUCUGGAUUAACUACAAAUCCAUCAGGAUGGUGUUCAUUUCUUGCCAUCUCUCUGCUCAUGCGCGGAGAGUUGAAGAAAGGAAUUCAGAAUGCAGGCACAUAUCACACUCCCUCUUCUCCAGGAACCGGAAUCCAUAUGCCAGACCAGCCCACGUAACUGUUUGGAUGGGGGAUCUGAAUUACAGGCUACAAGGGAUUGAUACGUACCCGGCCAGAACUUUGAUAAAAAAGGACCUCCACAAGCAGCUGCUUGGCAAAGACCAGCUCUUACAAGAGGCUGGACGAGGACAGAUUUUCAAUGGGUAUUGUGAGGGCACAUUGACAUUCAGGCCAACUUACAAGUAUAAUGCAGGAAGUAGCAUCUAUGAUACCAGUUACAAGGUGAGGGUGCCAGCUUGGACAGAUCGUAUAUUGUUCAAGGUAGAAGACACAGAUAACAUGGAAGCAGUCUUAUACUCCUAUGACUCAAUGGACAAAAUAACCGGUUCUGAUCAUAAGCCAGUAAAGGCUCGACUAUGCUUAAGACUCCGUCAAACCUUCCCACUACCUGUAUCUUAAUGAUCUCUCAGUUUUGUCAUUCUUCUUCUUUGAUUAUCGGUUUAUAUCUCUCCCCUCGUAAAUUGUUGAAUGUAUAAAUUUGACAGUUGAUCCUGAAAAAAUGUAAGGAGAGUGUGAGAAUUGACAGGAGAGAGGGAAAAAGUGUUCAUUUGUUUGUUUGUU